Molecule: messenger RNA, 807 nt
Organism: Rhagoletis zephyria (snowberry fruit fly)
Lineage: Eukaryota; Metazoa; Arthropoda; Insecta; Diptera; Tephritidae
Source: RefSeq, a predicted model, not a curated record
AUGCUAAUCAAAGAAUUCCGAGUCGUUCUUCCAUUGACAGUAGAAGAGUACCAAAUUGGACAACUAUGGAGUGUGGCUGAAGCUUCCAAAAAUGAAACCGGCGGCGGUGAAGGCGUCGAAGUGGUUGUAAACCAGCCAUUUGAGAACUUCCCUCUGCUUGGUGGUCAGUUCAGCAAAGGCCAGUACACCAAGAAAAUCUACCACCUCGACACCAAAGUCCCAGCACUAGUUCGCCUGGUAACGCCGAAGGGUGCCCUUGCAGUUCAUGAAGAAGCGUGGAACGCCUAUCCAUACUGCAAAACUGUUAUCACGAAUCCUGACUACAUGAAGGAUGGAUUCAAGCUGACCAUUGAAACUGUGCACGCGCCUGAUCGUGGAACUCAGGAGAACGUUCAUCAACUGCCACCGGAGCAACUGAAGCAGCGCGAAGUCAUUUGGAUUGACAUUGCCAACGAUCCUAGUCCUGAAUUUAAGCAAGAUGAAGAUCCAAAGGUUUUCAAGUCAUGCAAAACUGGAAGAGGACCACUAGUUGGAGAUUGGAAAACUAAUAUUGAGCCAGUCAUGUGCGCCUACAAGCUCGUCACUAUCGAGUUCAAGUGGUUCGGUUUUCAAAACAAAGUUGAGAGUUUUGUCCAGAAGUUUGAAAGAAAACUUUUCACCAACUUUCACCGCCAAGUUUUCUGUUGGAUGGACAAAUGGCACGGGUUGACGAUGCAAGACAUCAGGGAGCUGGAGGAGCAGACCAGGCAGCUACUCGACGAGCAACGAAAAUCGGGCCAAAAGCAAGGUGUCAAAACCUUAGAGUAA